Eimeria acervulina is the source of this 10722-nucleotide messenger RNA. RefSeq lists its product as hypothetical. The transcript has 6 exons. Lineage: Eukaryota; Apicomplexa; Conoidasida; Eucoccidiorida; Eimeriidae. Bases 1 to 10722 code for a protein of 3573 amino acids. The record is from RefSeq and is a predicted model, not a curated record.
AUGGAGCCGCCGUGGGCCCCAGGUGGGCCUCCUGGACCUCGUGCUGCAGCAGCAACAGCAGCAGCAGAAGCAGCAGCAGCAGCAGCAGCAGCAGCAGUAGCAGGUGCUGCUUCGCGCUCUUACCUCGACAGCAGCGAUGAGCAGGAACAGCAACUUGCUGCUGCAGUGCAGCAAGUAGAGAGGCCCCUCCCGGUAGACUGCGGCAUCUCCACGCCCAGCAGCACACCCCGUACAGAGCGCCGCAGCAGUGCGGGGUUUUCUGCUGUUGCUGUUGCUGCUGCUGCUGCUGCUGCUGAGGAGCAGGACAGUGCGGACGCAGUUGCGAUACCAGGCGACCUUCCUCACCUUCCGCUCCCUGCGACUCUUCUGCAGCAGCAGCAGCAACAGCAGCAGCAGCAACGGCAGCAGCAGCAGCAGCAGCCCAAACUUGACUUAAUUCUGGUGCAGCCGCCACGACUUGAAGGGGGAGCGGCAACAGCAGCAGCUGCUGCUGCUGCUGUGGGGAGCCGUACAAACGUGAAAGAUGCAGCAGCAGCAGCGCCACAUGACGCUGCAGCGGCUGCUGCAGCAGCAGCAGCAGCAGCUGCUGCUGCUGCUGCUACAGGAGCAGCAGGUGGUGCAGGGGACUUGAAGGAGCAAAUGGCGCUGCUGCAGGUUGCAGCAGCAGCAAAAGAUGCAGCACUCAACUUUGUAAGAAAAACGAUGCAUAGGCAGCAAAUAGCAGCAGGAGACAGCGGCACACGCAGGCAGACACAGCAGCAGCAGCAGGAACAACAACAGCAGCAGCAGAAGCAGCAAGGGGAGAGGCAUAGAGAGACAGAGGAGAGAGAGCAACGGCAGCAGCUGCAGCUGGAGCUGGCGGAGACGCGGAGGGAUCUACUGCUGCUGCAGCAGCAGCAAGAGCAGCAGCAGCAGCAGCAGCAGUUUCUGCUGCCGCAUCUAGGCGUUGGCGUAGACAUGCAGCAGACGCAAACCCACAGGCUGCAGCAGCAGCUGCUGCAGAAAGAGCAGCAGCUGCGAGGCCUUGCUGCUGCACUCGACAGCUUCAGGGUGCAAAGCAGAGCAGCAGCAGCAGCACUGCAGCAGCAUCUGCAGCAGGCAUUUGAACGCGUAGCCGAGGCGGAAGCGGAAGCAACGGAGAGGCAGCGACAGACGCAGGUGCUGCAGCAGCAGACCGCAGCAUUGGAGCAGCAACUCGUGGAACUGCAGCAGAAGCAUGCUGCUGCUACCGAGAUGCGUGAUGCCUUGCAGCAGUUGCUGCAGCAGCAGCAGCAGAGCAACGCGCGGCUGCAGCAGCAGCUAUCGCUGCAGCAGCGCAUUAGCCAUGAGGUGCAGCAGCAAAUGGAGCAGCAGCAGCAACGAGUUGACCUGUUGCAGCAGCGAAAUGAAGAGCUUCAGGAGGAAGCAGCAGAGUAUCGACGCAACGCCGCGGCUGCUGCAGCUGUGGGGCCCGCAGCAGUUGCUGCUGCUGCAGGGGGAGGGGGAGAGUCAGAAGGCAUUGCAGCUUUGCUGCUGCUGGAGCGGCAGCUGGCAGCUGAGCCAUACGAGCAGCAGCUGCAGCAGCUGCACCAAGAGACACAGCAGCAGCGUCAUGAGCUGCAGCAGACCAAAGCUGAGCUGCAGCAAGCUCAGCAGCAGAUUCAAAUGUACGAGCAGCAGCAGCAACAGCAGCAGCAAAAGCAUGAAGAGCAGCAGCUGCAGCAGGCUAACCUGGAGCAGCAGCUGGCGCAGCAGCAGCAAGAGCAACUGCAGCUGCUUGAGGAGAGGGAUCGAUUUGUUGCUGCUAUUCGCCUGCUGCAGCAGCGCUGCGAUGAGCAGCAGCACCUGCAGGAGGGUCAGAAGCAACAGCAACAGCAGCAGCAGCCUGAUGAGGAGGAGCAGCAAGAUGAACAGCAGCAGCAGCAGGUUGCAAGCGUGGAGACACUGCAGCAGCAAGUGAGCUCCCUUGUAUCUGUCAACGCUCAGCUUUCGCAGUGGAUUCGCCGUUUGCUGCAGCUCGUCCUGCAGCGGCUGCAGCACGACAGCAGCGGCAGCAGCAGCGGGGGCGAAGACAACAGCAACAGCAGAAACUCGCUGCAGCAGUCUGCAGCAACCGAAGACGCAGAGCUGCGCGAGAACCUCAACGAGCUGUUGUGCUCCUUGCAGCAGCAGCCACUUAAUGAAGAACUGAAGCUAAACUUGUCGUCCUACCUGGAGCAGCUGCAGCAGCAGCAGCAACAACAACAACAGCAGCAGAAACAGCAGCAGCAGCUACUGCAGCGGGCGGCAAGGCGCCAGAGAGCUCGGUCCACUUCACCGGGCCGCGAAGCAAUGGCGAGGAACAGCAGCAUCAGCAGCAACAGCAGCAGCAAGCGCCGCAGCAGGAGCAGCAGCAGCAGCAACAGCAGCAGCAGCAGCACGCUCGAUGGAGGCGUGGCGAUCGACAGUGUCAGCACUGCGAAGCAGCAGCAAGAGGCGCUGCUGCUCUGGGAGAGACAGGUGCAGCGAAGGAGACAAUUAUCAGCAGCGCUCGAAGCUGGAGACCUCGAGUCAUUGAGUGAACCCCAGCAGCAGCAGCAGCAGCAGCAGCAAGAGCUGCACCUGCAGCAGGCCCCACAGGUCGCUACAGUCGGCGUGCAGACCGAGGAUAUGCACAACGAAGAACAGCAACGGCAGCAGCAUGAGCUUCAGCAGCUGCAGCAGGAGCUUGGGCAGCUGCAGCAGCAGCUGCAGCACCUGAAACAACUGCAGCACGAAUGGCAGCAAAAGGAGCAGCAGUUGCAGAAGGCACAACAAGAGCUCAGCAAGGCUAAGGUGAUGCACUGUCUUACUGCUGUUGCUGCUGCUGCUGCUGCUGCUGUUGUUGUUGCUGUAUCUGCUGUAUUUGUUGCUGCUGUUGCUGCUUCCCUUGAAGCUUCGUCUGGACCGUGUGAUUUGCUGCUGCUGCUGCUGCUGCUGCAGGAAGCAGAGAGGGAACGGGCAGAGUCAGCGCAGCGGGAGUUGGGCGCAGCACAAGUGCAGCUGCUGGAGACUCGAGAAGCCGAGCAGCAGCUGCAGCAGCAGAGGGAGAAGGAGCAAGAGCAGCACGAGCUGCAGCAGCAGGAGCUACAGCAGCUGCAGCGCCAACUCGAAGCAGCGGAAGAGGCACUGCAGCAGCAGAGGGAACAUUAUGAGGCGCUCCUUGCGGCACACAAGGACCGUGCAGCAGCAGAAGCAGCAGCAGCAGCAGCAGUAGUAGUACAUCCGCAGCAGUCAGGUGAGCGGAAUAUGGUCUCUGUGGCUGUGCAGACAACGCAGCAGCAGCAGCAGCAGCAGCAGGAGACGCAGACAGAGUUGCAGCGUCUCAUGGCCGAUGCCAUCACUUCGGAGACACAAACUGAGCUGUCGCUUCUGGAGCCGUUGCUGCAGCAGCAACUCAUGCUGCAACAGCAGCAGCAGCAGCAGAAACCCAGUGCAGCAGCAGCAGCAGAAGGGGGGUCGACAAAGGCGAAGGCGCGUGAGGCGGAGACCCAAACGCCUUUGCAGCAGCAGCGCAGCGUGAAGAUCCAGUGCAACAGAGACAAGACAACGGGAACAGCAUCAGAUACAGCAGCAGCGGCUGCUGCUGCUGCUAGUUCUUCUUUUGUCGAGACACUUGAUGCAGAGACACAGGUGGAUCCGGCAUAUCUGCUACAGGAUGAGCAGCCACAGCAGCAGCCGCAGCAGCAACAGCAACAGCAACAGGAUGCGGAGUCCUUAGCAGCAGUAGCUGUAGACAGCAAGAGAGGGGGAGAUGCUUCUGCGCCCGUUUUCGGCCUUCAUCGUGCAGAUGGCAGCAGCAGCAGCAGCGGCAACCGCAGCAGCAGCAGCAGCAGCAGGAACAGCAGCACGGCGAGGCUUCGGGGUCGUAGCAGCGUUUCAUGGGUGCAGCAAAGUGCGAUCCCAACACGAAGGAGGCGUUCCUUGUCAGCAGCAGCAACGGCUGCUGCUGCUGCUGCGGCAGCUGCUGCUGCUGAUGGAGACCGAUGCUCUUGCCGCUGCUGCAGGAGGCGCCAGAGGCUGCACCGUUCUCUGCUGCAUGCUGCUGGUGAUGCUGCUGUAAGCGCUGUACAGAGAAGCUCUACCCGCACAAGAGCCCAGCAGCGAAACCGUCAGAGCAGCAGCAGACGCAACAGCAGCAGCAGCAUCAGCGGCGAUAGGCUGUAUCUAAGUGGAGCCUUCACAGGUCGUGCAGGCCGGCGGCGCAAAGUAGUGCAGCAACAGAAGCAGCAGCAGCAGAAGCAGCAGAAGCAGCAGCGGCAGCAAACACCGGACAGCGACUCUUCCUGGACCAUGAACUCCACUCCAAGCCGCUACGUGCGCAGGCUGCUGCAGCAGCAGCAGCAACAGCAGCAGCGGCAACAUCAGCAACAUAGGCAUGAGGUGUCUGUACACCCCGUGGAGGAAUUCGUUGAUCUGCUGAAGGAAGUCGACGGCAUCGCAGACCCUGCAGCGCCUCCUCCGCGCUUGCACCGUCAGCAGCAGCUGCAGCAACAGCAGCAGCAGCAGCAGCAAGAAACAGCUUCUGCGGUAUCAUUUAUAGCAACCGCCCAGCGCAGCAGCCACCAACAUCUGCAGUACGGGCACAGGAGCAGGGCAGCAAAACACAACUACAAUGCAACUGCAGCACCAGACUGCGAGGGCGUGGAGACCAUACAGCAGCAGCAGAAGCAACAGCAGCUUCUGCAGCUGCAGCAGGAGGCUGCCCUGGCUUUUGUUGCAGUGCUGGCAGCAACCGCUGCAGCCGGCGGCUGCCGGCUGCUUUGCUCCUCCUGUGGCGGUUUCUUCGCAUGUCUGCAUGCGGCGCAUGCAGCAGCAGAAGAGGCAGCAGCCGUAAAAGGUGCAGCAGCGGACGCCGCCGCCGCCGCUGCUGCUGCUGCUGCUGAGAAGUUCGGCAAAGCAGCAGCUGCUGCAGACGAGUGCAGGGGCCUGACGUGGGAGAAGUCGCUGCUAAAGAAGCAGCAGCGGCUGCUGCUGCCUCGUUGGCUUCAGCCGUGCUGCUGCCCUUUGCAUGCGCAUGUUACCUACGUCCGCGUGCCUGCAGCAGGAGACGCAGCUGCGGCAGCAGCAGCAAUUGCUGCUAAUGCUGCUGCUGCACCUGGUUCUCCGCAAGCCCAGCAGCUGCGCAGCGGAGACCACGAAGCGCAGCGGUUGCUGCAGCAGGAGUUGCUGCUGGCCCGAAAACAGCAACAGGAGGCAGCAGAGCAGCUGCAGCAGCAGCACAAGAAGCUCACUGAAGCCGAGCAGCAGCUGCAGCACCUGCAGCAACUGCAGCAGCAACAACAAAAAUCGGUGGCAGCUGCAGCACGCGCCAAGGCAGAGGCGUGCGCAGCAGCACGCAAGGGCCUCGCUGCUGCAGCUGCAUGCAGAGAAGUGCUGGAGCAGCUGCGGUCUCAGUUUAGAGAUCUUUUGCAGGGUUUGUCUCCUAGCGACCUGCAGCAACAGCUGCAGCAGCUGCUGCAGCUGCUGCACCAAAGCAGCAGCAAGCUGCACGAGCUUCCCUUGUUCCCUUCAGUGCUGCUGCCUGAUCGCCGUCUUACUUCGUGGCUGCUGCAGCACGUCUGGCAGUGCGUCUACCUCUUCGCUGUGCGUCAGAAGCAUGUCUCCCGGCUGCAGCUGCAAGACCAGCAGCAGCUGCUGCAGGCGUGGCAGAAGCAGCAGCUUCAGGAGCAGCGGCAGCAAAUGGAGGCGCAGCAGCAACAGCUUCUGCAGGAGCAGCUGCAGCAGCAGCUGAAACGAGUGCAGCAGGAAACCCAGCAGCAAUCCAAGACGCGCUACAUCGACACAGCCCUGCUGCUGUUGCAGGCUGACAAGCAGCAGCUGCAGCAGCGGGAGCAAUGGCUGCAGCAGCAGCACCAGGCUCUACAGCAGCAGAUACAAGAGCGCGAGCUGCAGCUGCGCGAUCAGGAAGAAGAGUUGCAGCAGCUGCGCGUGCAGCAACAGAAGCAUGAGCAGCAGCAGCACAUGUUACAGUCGGAGCUGCAGGAGCAGCAGAGAGACGCAGAAGAAACUAUCUCCCGCCUAUCGACUCGCCUGAGGGAACUUCUGGCUGAACAUGAUUCUUCAAAGCAGCAGCAGCAGCAGCAGCAGCAGGAACAGCAGCAGCAGCUCCAAAGAGCAGAGCAGCAGCUGCGCCAAGAGCAGCGCAAUCUGCAAGACGACCGGCAGCGCCUCCUGCUGCAGCAGCAGGAGCAGCAGCGUUUGCUGCAACAGGAGUAUCGACAGCUUGAUGAAGACAGGCUUUCGCUGCAGCAGCAGCAGCGCGAGUUUGACGCCCUGAGCGAGAAGCUGCAGCAGGAGCAGCAGGAGUUGCGAGAGCAGCAGCAGCUACUGCAACUGCAGCAGCAGGAAAUGCAGCAGCAGCAGCUGCAGCUGCAAGAGCAACGGCACUUAACGGAGCGGCGCCACUCCGAAGUGCAGCAGAAGCGCGAGGAGAUGGAGCUGCAGUCACAAAAGUUGCAGCAGCAGCAGCAGCACCUGCAACAGCAACAGCAAGAGCUGGAGGAACGAAGAAGGGGUCUGAAUCAGCGCCAAGAGGAGCUGCAGCAGCAGCAGCAGGACCUGCAGCAGCAGCAGCGAGUAGCCAGGGAAGAGCGCCACCGAGUAGAGAGUCAGCAGCGUCGCAUUGCUGCACAGCUGCAGCAGCAGCAACGGGAGGCAGAACGCCUUGUGCGCGAGAGAGAGGUACAGCAGCAACAGCAGCAGCUGCAGGAGCAGCUUCUGAAGCAGCAGCAAGACCACUUGGCUCGGCAGCAACAGCGGCUGGUGGAGAGUGAGAAAGAACUCGCCGAAAAGCAGCUGCUGCAGCAGCAAGAGUUUCAGCAGCAGCAGCUGCUGCUGCAGCAGCAGCUUGAAGAGCUGCAGAUGCAACAGCAGCGGCUUUCUGAUCAAGAGGAAGCCGCCGUGAAUCUCCGACGCGAGCUGGAGCAGCAGCAGCGCCGCAUAAGGCAGCAGCAGGAGCAGCAACAGCAGCAGCAGGAGCACAAUGCAGACAGCGACGUGCCCCAAGCCAUGCAGGAGCUGCAGCAGGAGGUCGGCUCGCAGCAGCAGCACAUUCAGGAGCUCUACGGGCAGUUAAUGAAACUGCAGCAGGCUAACGCCGAGCUGCAGCAGAAGCUACUGGAUGCUCAGCAGCAGCAGCAAGAUGACAGGAGCAGCUGCCUGCAGCAGAAAGAGCAGCUGCAGCUGCUGCGGCAGCAACUGGAGCAACAACAGCAGCAAGCAGCACAAAAAAUCGCGCAAGCGCAGCGCGACCGUGAGAAACUGCAGCAGCAACAGCAGCAGCAGCAGCGGGAGCACGCAGCGGAAUUGCAGCAGCUACGGCAGCACUCGGAGGACCUCCAAAAGAAACAGAAGCAGCAAGAGCGUGAAGGAGAUGCACUAAGGGAGCAGCUGCAGCGCCAGCAGCUGCAGCAGAAACAGUACGAAGAGCAGACGCUGCAGCAGCGGCGGCAGCUUGAAGCGGAGCUGCAGCAGCAGGUCUCCAGAGCAAUGCAGUUGCAGCUGCAGCUCACCGAAUUGCAGCAACAGCUACAGGCGCUAGAGGAGCAGCACGAGCAGCAGACGCAGCAGCAGAUGCAGCAACAGCCGCAGCACAGCAAGAAUGAAAGCGAGCAGCAGCAGCUUCUGCAGCAGCGCAUGAACGCUUUGCUGAGGCAUGCGGAUCGGACCCUUAGUUGCUGCGCGCUGCUAGAUAGUCAACUGCAGCAACUCCAGCAGGUAGAGCGUAUGCAGCAGCAGCAGCAGCAUCAGCAGCAGCAGCAGCCAAGUGACCCCUCCAGCUCAACCGCUGCUGCUGUUUUCAAGACGUUGCAGCAGGUCCACCAGCUGCAACAGCAGCUGCUGCUGCUGCAGCGUCUUAUGAGGGAGACGCAAGAGGAAGAAGCGGCGUGUUCAGCGGAAAGCAGUAGCAACAGCGGCAGCCAGGACAGCAGCAACAGCAGCAGCAGCAAAGACAGAAGCAGCACCAGCUUCGACCCAUUCACUCCCCAGCAGGAGACACUGGGAGAGCCCGAUCUCAUCUACGGUUCUUCCUCUGCCACAGAUGCUUCUUGCACGCAGAAGCAGCAGCAGCAGCACCACCACCACCACCACCAGAAACCAGGAGAGCAGGGUCGCCAGCAGUUGCUGCAGCGCCAGCUUACAAGGCUUCGUAAGGAGCUGCAGAUAAAAACCCAUGAGCUGCAGCAGCAGACACAGGAGCUUUCGUUAGUCCGCCUGCAGCUGCAGGAGCUGCAGCAGCAGCAGCGGCUGCAGCAGGAGCAGCAGCAACGGCAAGCAGACGAAGUGGACUCGAAGCAGGCACUUUUAGAAGAAGUGGCGGCUUUGAGAAAAAUGCAGCAGAUUCUGCAGCAAUCCAUACAGCAGCAAGCAGCAGAACUGCAGCAGCGAGAGAAGCAACUCUCGUUUCAGCAGCAACAGCUCGAGGCAGCACAGGCCGAGCUGAAACUGCAGCAGGGGACACUGGAACAAAAGCGGCAGCAACUGCUGCUGCAGCGAGUUGCCCAGGAGCAAACGGCACACGAACAGGAGCAGCAGCAGCGGCGUCUGGAGAAACAUAGGUUGCUGCUGCUGCAGCAGGCAUCGAAGUUGCAGCAGCAGCAGCAGUAUGAGCAGGUCUCACCAAAUUUUUCAAAGAAUGCUGCACGGGCUCAGCAGCAAACCCUGUUUUCGGGAGAGGCCCUGCAGCAGCAACAAAAGUAUAUGCAGCAACACAAGGCGGAGGGCUUUGCUGGUGGCGAAGGGGCGACUGAGGCACAGCAGCAGCAACAGGAGCUUCUGCUGGAGCAACUCGAGGAGCAUGUGGCAGCUGCUGAAGAGGUGCAGCAUCAGCAUGCAGGGGAGUUGCAGCAGCAGCAUGAAGAUCAACAUGAGCUUCUUCGGCAGAGUCUCGCGAUGCAGCGAGACCUUCUGCAGACGGUGUACGCACAUCUGCGAGAGGAGCAGCGCAUGCUGCAGCAGCAGGAGCAGCAGCAACAGCAGCAAGAGUCCGACAGUCGCGUGGCUCAGCUUAGCGAGUUUGUCCUGAUGACCGUCAGAGGAUAUGCGCGCUUCUUCAGUUUCCACUGCAGUGGGGACCUUAGCAGCAGCAACAGCAGCAGCAGCAGCAACAACAGCUACGAGGUGAGCAGCAGCACGAGCGACCUUUUUGUCAGCGGCAAAGCCCUCUCUGGCUCUUCUCUUUCGCACAGGCAUACUUCCGAUCAAGAGGAAGACGCGGAGUCCGCACUGGGGAGUGCAAUCUGCCCUGUAGCGCCGACGGUGCAGCAGCUGCUGGAUGCUCUGGCGCUUCGGGAUCAUCCCGGUGUACACUCGCUGCAGCAGCAAGAGCAGCAGGAGGAGCAGCAACAGCUGCAGCACGAUGGGCAGCAGCAGCAGGACAGUGCGUCAAGCCCGCUGUGCCUGUCCGUCAGUGGCAUCUCUCUAAACGCACUGCAGCAGCAAGACAUCGCCUUCUUAGAAGCCUUUGUUGCUGGCCUACACCGGCUAGUGCUGCGCUGCGCCGUUGCUGCUCGGCGCGCACAGAAAAAGACACCGUCUUUGGCAGAUGCAGCAGCAGAUGUAGCAGGUGCAGCAGAUGCAAGUACGGCACCUAGACCAGAACAGGAAACGGUGUCGGCAGCAGCAGCAGCAGCAUCAGAGCGUGUGCUGCAACAAAUGGUUCCGUGCAACGACCAUUCCCCUUCGAGUCUCAGCGGAACGGAUACCGGUGCAGCAGCAAGUACAGCAACAGCAGCAGCAGGGGUUACCGACAAUGCUGCGGUGGAUUUGCAGCAGCCUCAAAGCGACCCUACGGGUGGGAAGGACUCAGAAAAACGCCAGCGAAACUCUGCAGCUGCAUUGCAUGCGGAGGAUGGCAGGUGGUGUUCGCCCUCUGCUUCUCCAUCUUUGGCUCAUCAUAGAAGCAGCAGCAGCCAGCAUAGUAUUAGGAGCAAUAAGAACUCAUGGAGGCGCAGCAGCAGCAGCAGCAGCAGCAGCAGCGGCGGCAGCAACACAAGCGCGCGCACUUACCCGAUGCUGCAUCACCAUCCGCCGCAGCAGCAACUGCUGCCGCAGAGUCCAGCACCGCACUGUGAUGACGCAUGCGCUGCAGCAGCAGAAGCAGCAGCAUCAGAUGGCUCAUCAGAAGCAGAAAACAAACCCGCUGUAGGCGUAGAAGCAGCAGCAAUGAUAACUGCAGAAGAAGUUUUUGCGGAAACUGCGCAGAAUCCCGCACGAUCAAUAGACGACAAGCAGCAACAGCGAAGGGGACGGCAGAGACACCAUCGGAGGCACGAGCUGCUGCUGCAGCAACCCGGGAAAGCUGCGGAUACAGCAGUGCCUGCUGCUGUCACAGGCCUUCCCCAGCGGGAGACGCCGUCCUUCCCCCCAGUGUGUGGCAGAAGGGGCAAUCACCGCAGUAGCAGCAGCGGCAGGGGGAGCAGCAGCAGUGACACAGCAACUGAAGAGCUGGAGCGUCUGCCUGAGAGGAGACGCGCAGCAGCAGAAGGGGAAGCACGUGCAGCAGCAGCAGCAGCAGGUGAAGUGUCACCUUCGAGCCGAUUAAGGGUCUCAACAGGCAGCGGAGACAGAGUGUUUCUCUUCGAAAUGGGGCCUUCGCCUCCUGCAGCAUCGGAGGCCACAGAAGACGACUCGGACUUCACGCUUUCUGGCCUGUCCAGUGUCACUGUAUCACAUUGUUCUUCAGCAGGAGAUCCGCUGCAGUCUCACCAGGGGGAAAACUAG